Arvicanthis niloticus (Nile rat) is the source of this 1570-nucleotide messenger RNA. RefSeq names its product succinate receptor 1 (gene Sucnr1). Gene Ontology annotation, cellular component: plasma membrane. The record is from RefSeq and is a predicted model, not a curated record. Lineage: Eukaryota; Metazoa; Chordata; Mammalia; Rodentia; Muridae. Gene Ontology annotation, molecular function: G protein-coupled receptor activity. Gene Ontology annotation, biological process: G protein-coupled receptor signaling pathway.
UCAGAAGCUGUCUCCAGCUCCUGGCAGAGAUUUCUGUCAAGAAAGAAGCCAUCAGCAGAAUGGCACAGAAUUCAUCUUGUGAAGAUUGGCUGGCAGUGGAGAAUAUCUUGAAAAAGUACUACCUCUCUGCAUUUUAUGGGAUCGAGUUCAUUUUGGGGAUGCUUGGCAAUGUCACUGUGGUGUUCGGCUACCUCUUCUGCAUGAAGAACUGGAACAGUAGCAACGUCUAUCUCUUUAACCUUUCCAUCUCUGACUUUGCUUUCCUGUGCACCCUUCCCAUGCUGAUAAAGAGUUAUGCCAACGAGAACUGGACCUAUGGAGAUGUUCUCUGCAUAAGCAACCGAUACGUGCUUCAUGCCAACCUCUACACCAGCAUCCUCUUUCUCACUUUCAUUAGCAUAGAUCGGUAUCUCCUCAUGAAGUUCCCUUUCCGAGAACACAUUCUACAAAAGAAAGAGUUUGCCAUUUUAAUCUCUCUGGCUGUCUGGGUCGUAGUGACCUUAGAAGUUCUACCCAUGCUCACUUUCAUCAAUUCUGUCCCAACAGAAAAGGGCAUGAGCUGCAUCGACUAUGCAAGUUCUGGAAACCCUAAAUACAGUCUCAUUUACAGCCUGUGCCUGACUUUGCUGGGCUUCCUCAUUCCUCUCUCUGUGAUGUGCUUCUUCUACUACAAGAUGGUUGUCUUCCUAAAGAGGAGGAGCCAGCAGCAGGCAACUGCCCUGCCAUUGGACAAACCUCUACGCCUGGUGGUCCUGGCGGUAGUGAUCUUCUCUGUACUCUUCACACCCUAUCAUAUCAUGCGCAAUGUGAGGAUCGCCUCACGCCUGGAUAACUGGCCACAGGGAUGUACACAGAAGGCCAUCAAAUCCUUAUACAUCCUGACCAGGCCUCUGGCCUUUCUGAACAGUGCUGUCAACCCUAUCUUUUACUUCCUCAUGGGGGACCAUUUCAGAGAGAUGCUGCUUUGUAAGUUUAGACAAUACUUCAAGUCCCUUACAUCCUUCAGGACAUGAGCUACUGGAUGCAGGUUUCCACUCAGCCAAAAUGAGACAAUUAACAAACCGUGCUGUGCAGUUGAGUUUUAACAAAGCAGACCACCAUUUCCAGGCUUUAGCACCCACCAUUCUCCAACCCCAAGUGCUGGAGUACAAUCUGGGUACAAAUGAAUCAAAAGGCAACUCUGUAUCCUGAUUUUAAGCUGUACCCAGGGUAUGGAAAAAAUAAGGCAUGAGAAUGCAUUGACAUCUUCACUUGAGAACUGAAGGAAGCAGACUGAUGUUGUCAAUGUUUGGACACUUAAGACCUGAAACCUUGGAGAUUUUAAGACCUCUUCUUUCUAUCAGUGUAAAAGGAAUAGAUAGAUAGUACUGAAUGCUGAAUGCAUUUUAUCACUCGUCAGGUUGAUAGGCAUAUUUCUGAAAUGCUCUGUUAUUUUUAUUCUUGCAAUAUUAAAAUUUUAUGUGAAAAAUUAAUAAACUCAAUGCACAGCAUUAGUUAUUAUGAUCAGAAAUUAUAGUUCUUGAAAGAAAUUAAAUAACUGCAAUGCCUAAAUAAAUCAAUGUAAUUCGUU